GUCGGCGAUCGGGUCGUGAGCAAAUCGGCCGCAUACAAAAUCUUCUUCCUUGUUCUAAUAUUAAAAUAAUUGGAGGAAAAAAGUCGUUGGCGUUGGAAAGAAUUCGACAGAUUGUGUGUGAAUCGAAAUAAGUGUAUUUGUUCAAGUGGAAAUGAAAUAACCCAAAAUAUUUUUGACUGAUUGUGUAAAGUGCUCUUUCGUUUCAAUUUGAUCCAAAUCAUUCAAAACAACAUUUUAUUUCUUCCACUCGAUUUUCAGAGAUCCGGAGGGAGGUCCAGUAGCUCGUCGAAUGGCGCCGAGAUGGUUGGGUGUUGUGUUUGAUUCAUAUGCCAAAACACGAGCCCUUUUUUGAAAAAAAGUUGACCUUCAAUCAACUUCGUAUUCCGACGUUGCGGAGUGAGAGGAAUGAGAUGCGAGUCUGGCAGACGAUAGCUGAAUCGUGAGACGAGGCAUGCGUUGUGCCACAUUGGCUGCCGGGAAGGCUCGGAUUCCGCUCGGACGACCAUGUCAGUCAAAGCGGAAUUGAACGACGAGACUAAAUUCAUGGAUCUAAGUGCCAUCGGGUGCAGUUUGUUACUGGAACAGCCCAACUACACUUGUGCUGGUGGUGCUCGAUCAGAUACCAGCAUCACGGUGACCAUGUCCGGGCCCAACGCCAUAUCCGGUCAAGGCGGAAUCUACCAGUCCAGCAACUACCUUAGUCCACGUCAGGCUCCUCCUCCGCCCUAUCCUGGCGGACUGACGCCUUACCAAACGCCUUACCAUUCGCCCUACGUCAGCCCUUAUGCAACGCCGUUCCAAACACCGUCGCCGAGCCCCCUGUCGUCAGUCCAAUCCAGUCCGGGCACUUCCACGUGCCACAGGACAAAAGGCCCUGGCAUCGACGACGAAUUGGCAAUGAUCCUCGAAAGUGAUCCAUUCAUUUGGGAACAGCAGCCUGGCAAUAUUCAAUCGGCGAUUCAGGAAACAAUCAAGCAACCACCGCCACCUUAUCCGCUACAGCCGGAUCGGGUCACAGGACGUCCACCGCAUCCGCGCUCGUCCCCGACGACCCAACCGUCACGGACCCAAUUGAAACAGCAACUUCAGCGACAACAACUGGAGCAGCAGGAGCGUCGCGAGCGCGAACUAAUCAAACUCCACCAAUCCGCCGGAAGGGCGGCCAGUUGCCCUUCUGAGAAACUGGGGAUUCCCAUCAUCGUCCCGCCUCAGCAACAGCCGAGCGUGAUGGAACCCGUGUCGGUUCCGCCGCAAGUUUUGACGGUGCGCACCCGGCUGGAGAAUCCGACACUCUACCACGUCAUCGAAUCGCGGAAGCGCCAGGUGCGCGAAUUCCUCCAGCAGGGACAUCAACAACAAGGGUCCGAUUCGUGUCCGAUGGAUCAGCGACCCAUCACCGCGGUCAAUUCCGCCCCGCCCGGCGGAUUCGUCAUCCCCGUGACCCACCAGCAUCCCUCCUCGUCAGCAGCUCCGACCGACGCCGAGGCGGACGAUUUCUUGGAAGACAUUUUGAAUCUGGAAGCAGGUCUGGAAGAGGCUGAUCGCAAUCGAGUCAUGGACGCCACAUCUGAACAUCACCAACACCAAACUCUUCCGCCCGAGGUGAGCGAUUCGGGCAGUUUGAUGGAACACUUUUUGACUUUGAGCUCGACGUUACAUCACCACAUGGAUCACGUUCCACUGCCGACAGCGCUCGAGCUGCCAGGCACCACCAAACAGCUAACGUCCGGCAACACCAGCAGCAGCACGCCGCCCGGCAAGGGUACGACGACAUCCGUUAGCGAUAACGUGGAUUACGUGCCCAUCAUCACCGGAGCCUUCACUGCUGCAGGAUUGAAAGGAUCGGGAUCGGGAUUGACCUCGGGACCGCCUUCGUCGUUAACUUCUCCGAUGACGUCGCCGACCUCGUCGCCUUGCCACCAUCCGUUGCGGAGCAGCUCGCAUCUCUCCAACGGCAAUCACCACCACCAUCACCACCACCGCGGAUCCAUCGACUCGGUUUUCGUCGACUUGGAUCUCAGCGGGUCCGGCACGGAAUUUGGGGCCGGCGGCGGCGGGCUGUCGGCCUCGCUAGCCGGUGAUUCGACCGGCGGAGUAGUCGACUUACGGGCGCUAGCCAAAGAUCGCCAGAAGAAAGAUAAUCACAACAUGAUUGAGCGGAGGCGCAGGUUCAACAUCAAUGACCGGAUCAAGGAGCUGGGCACUCUGCUACCGAAGAGUAACGACCCUGAUAUGUGCAGGUACUACGACUGCUUCCGCGACGUCCGCCAGAACAAGGGAGGCAUCCUCAAAGCCUCGGUGGAUUACAUCCGCCGGCUGAGACACGACCGCGACCGUCUGGCCCAAAACGAGGCCCGACAGAGGCAGCUGGAAUUGCAAAACAGGCGGCUACUGCUCCGGAUCCAGCAGCUGGAACUCCAAGCCAAAACGCACGGACUGCCGCUGCCGGCUUCCGAUUCGGAAGGAACCUGGACCGAUCCGCACCUGACGUCGGCCCCGUUAACGCCAUCCACUCCGCCUUACAUCAAGACGGAGCCCCGUGACGACAACUCAUUCCGAAAAGUCCCCGACUUGAUUCCGGAGAUCGGCGGAAGUGGCCUGGCUGUCGCUUGCGAAUUCUCGUCACUGGACGACUUUAUGGAAGACGAUUUCAACCAGGCGACCAGAGGAGAUCCUCUACUUAGCAGCUCUCACGCUUCCGCCAAUCAGUCUCACACUCAUCUGAUCGGCCAUUUCGAAACCCAUCCGGAUGACCAUCACCACCCCCACCAGGGCGGCGCCGACCUGUCGCAGGAUCGCAACUACCAGCCGUCCGAAGAGGACGAAUCGCUCAGUCCAGAAUCGCUGGAUCGUAUGGAGCUGUCGGCAUGAUCGACGGAUGUCGGGCCCGUACGACUUCCCCUUUUUUUAACUGUAUCCUGCUUUUUGAUUCGCGAAGAGUAGACAUGGAGAAUGGAGAAAAACAGGAAAAUAACACGUACACAAAUCAGCUAUACACAUGAGAAUCUAUCUCGACCAAGUUACAAAAAAAAAAGGUUUUCUGACCGGCACGUCAACACCAAUCCAUAUCCUCCGCACUCUGUAUACAAUGAACCGCUCGCACACACGAUGGAUUUAUUCCACCAGUUUUUUUUCUCCUUCAAACGCCAACUAUAUGCAAAGCAAAUAAUUAAAUUGAUGAGUGUAAUUUUUUUUUUGUUGUAAUUGUGUCUCUCGGGGUUAAUUAUUUACCGCGCUGUUCAAUGUGUCGUUUUGGUUCUUAACCAAAGCGAAACCAAUUCUUUUCGCUGUCAUCAUCACGUCAAUUCUUCUUUUUGUCAUUGGCUUACUGAUUGUUUGUUUUCUUUUCGAUUUUCCUGAUUCAUUUUCAUUUCCUUCACACGCCAACAGAAACAAGUUAAACAAAAUUGUGUGGCACUGUAGUAGCGUCAUGGUGCGGGUAAAUCGUAUUUCGAUUGGAGAUUUUUAUAUAUCGGUGUUAAAUUUUCAUUCUCUUCAUCUCUGACAAGCCCCUCCCCCCUACCUUCCCGUGCUUUGUACAGUGUUUGGUCUAUCCUCUUGUUGUUGCUGUUGUUGUGGAUUGAAGGUGAAAAAAACAAAAAAAAACUACGAGUUGUUGGGAUUAUGAUCUUUCGAUAAUCGAAAUCUGCAAGUUUCCAAGUCGGUCAAAAUAAGAAUGCGGUCGGGUGAUUCGUACCGAUUCAAAUCAUAUCCUCCCAUUUUGCCACCCUCUUCGUUUCAUGUGUCGCUGUGUACGUGUCUUAAGCAUUUGAGUUUGAUAUAUCAUAUAGCUGUAGAGUGUCUUCCACUAUCUACCGAAUGACUUGUGUGUCUGCUGUUUCAUUACAAUUCCUACAAUAAUGUGUCUCAUGUAAUAUCUCCCUCGUUGGAAUUCAUCUACACUGUGCUCCUAUUAACACAGCAAAGCAUGACAUGUAUACACAUGUAGUCACGCUUUCCUCAUCCCCCUCCCCUCUAUCUCUCUCUCUCCCUUUUCUUAUAUAAUUAUUACGUCGAUGUUAUAUAUAUACCUUUGGUGCCUAUGUUGUUGCCGUUGUUGCUAAAUUGUGUCAUAUGGGGGGAACCUAACUUCUGACGAGAUGUCAAAAACGAAUUUAGGGGCUGAGUGUGUCGUGUUUGAAGCCGAUCUAUUCAGCCUCUUCAAUGUGCGUUAUUUCUAUCAGUCGUUUGUAUUAAAACAAAACACACUAGAUUGCCACUGUAUUGUUUUAGUUAUUUUUCUUACAUAACAUAUAGACGUCGGUCUCGUUUCUCAACAAGGUCUUUUUACCUAUUGAAUAAUAAAUAGUGACUGAAUCGCA
Molecule: messenger RNA, 4322 nt
Organism: Daphnia pulex (common water flea)
Lineage: Eukaryota; Metazoa; Arthropoda; Branchiopoda; Diplostraca; Daphniidae
Gene: Mitf
Product: protein eyes shut-like
Exons: 7
Coding region: 505-2871 (788 amino acids)
Biological process (GO): regulation of transcription by RNA polymerase II
Cellular component (GO): nucleus
Molecular function (GO): protein dimerization activity; RNA polymerase II cis-regulatory region sequence-specific DNA binding; DNA-binding transcription factor activity, RNA polymerase II-specific
Source: RefSeq, a predicted model, not a curated record